Molossus molossus (Pallas's mastiff bat) is the source of this 970-nucleotide messenger RNA. Its product is annotated as microtubule-associated serine/threonine-protein kinase 4-like. The record is from RefSeq and is a predicted model, not a curated record. NCBI's taxonomy places the organism in Eukaryota, Metazoa, Chordata, Mammalia, Chiroptera, Molossidae. The transcript has 4 exons. The coding region runs from base 266 to 970 and encodes 234 amino acids.
ACUGUGCAGCGCUGAGCGCAGACCCCAGCUGGCAUGUCUCCACGCGCGGGAGCCCCCAUCGGCCCGCGGGCCCGGGCGGCUGCCAACUUGGCGGCGGGCUCCGGCAGCCGUGCCAUGGCCAUGUAGUCGCCGGCGGGGCUCCCCGCAGCCCGGGAGCGACAGCGACAGCAAGCCGGACCCAGAAGCCCGCGGCUUUUCCCAGAGGCGCUGAGCGCGCGCCGCGCCCCCGCCGCCCCUCGGGUUGCACUUUGGGCCCGAGAGGGAAAUGGGGGAGAAAGUUUCGGAGGCGCCAGAGCCGGUGCCCCGCGGCUGCAGCAGCUACGGCGCCCGGACUCCCGCCCCUGCGGCGACGGCCGCGUCCUCGCAGGGAGCUUCCUCGGCCGAGUCCUCCUCGGGAUCAGAAACUCUGUCGGAGGAAGGGGAGCCCGGCGGCUUCUCCUGCCAGCCGCCGCCGCCGCCGCCGCCACCGCCGGGCGGCGCCCUGGGCACCCGGCUGCCCGCCGCGUGGGCUCCCACACGCGUGGUGCUGGAGCUUGGAGUGUCCGCGCCGCCGCCGCGCCCCGGAGGAGCCGCGCCGUCUGCUCUCCAGGGCAGCAGCGCGUCCCAGGAGGAGCAGGACGAGGAGCUUGACCACAUACUCUCCCCUCCACCCAUGCCAUGUCGGAAAUGCAGCAACCCAGACCUGGCCUCUGGCCCUGGAAAGUCACUGAAGUUUAAAAGACAGCUGAGCGAGGAUGGACGACAGCUGCGGCGGGGGAGCCUGGGCGGUGCUCUGACGGGGAGGUACCUCCUUCCCAACCCUGUGACGGGGCAGGCCUGGCCAGCCUCUGCGGAGACGUCCAACCUCGUGCGCAUGCGCAGCCAGGCCUUGGGCCAGUCGGCGCCCUCGCUCACCGCCAGCCAGCCUAAAGAAGAAGCUAUUCUUCAAGCCGGAGGACAGUUCACUAUGCAAACUGAAUUCAGGGAUUAA